Vollenhovia emeryi is the source of this 3998-nucleotide messenger RNA. RefSeq names its product E3 ubiquitin-protein ligase MARCH6 (gene MARCH6). Lineage: Eukaryota; Metazoa; Arthropoda; Insecta; Hymenoptera; Formicidae. Gene Ontology annotation, cellular component: endoplasmic reticulum membrane. The coding region runs from base 225 to 3167 and encodes 980 amino acids. Gene Ontology annotation, molecular function: zinc ion binding. The transcript is spliced from 7 exons. The record is from RefSeq and is a predicted model, not a curated record.
GAUAAAGGGAGAAGAAGCGCGGAGAACUGACGUGUCGUGUCGCGCGAUGUGUCGUAUCGUGUCACGUCGUGUCAUUGAACGAUCGUUCCGGCCUCGCGCCAAAUUAACGAACACGCGAUUAUUCGAGCCUCGAUCAAGAGGUCUCGCGGAGAACCCACGUCACGCGCGAUAGAAGGUCACCUCUGAUUUGCUCGUGACACGUGGCUUUCCCUAAAAUACCAAACAUGACGGAGGACAUGUUGGGUGCGGACAUCUGCAGGGUCUGCCGGUCCGAGGGCCUCGUCGACAGACCUCUGUUUCAUCCCUGCAUAUGCACCGGCAGCAUCAAAUGGAUUCACCAGGAGUGCCUGGUACAGUGGAUGCGCUACUCGCGCAAGGAGUACUGCGAGCUCUGCGGUUACCGCUUUUCGUUUACGCCUAUAUACAGCCCGGACAUGCCGCGGCGCUUGCCGCUGAGAGACGUCGUCGGCGGCUUGUUCUCGAGCAUCGUCACCGCUGUCAAGUACUGGUUACAUUACACGCUGGUGGCGAUUGCGUGGCUGGGAGUCGUCCCUUUAACCGCGUGCCGCACGUACAGAGCUCUCUUCAGUGGUCCGCUGGAUUUAGUUCGGAUAAUGUCAUUACCGAUGGAUAUGCUCUCCACCGAAAAUAUAUCGUCGGACGUGUUUCACGGCUGUUUCGUAGUUACCUGCACCUUAUUCGCGUUCAUCGGUCUGGUGUGGCUGCGCGAGCAAAUUCUACACGCGGGCGGCCCUGAUUGGCUCGAGAGGGAUAUACAGUUACCCCCGGUCGACAAUCCGCCACAAGCAAACGCACAACGCCCGCAGCAACCUCAGGAGCAGCGUGCUAUGCCGCAAGAAGUCCAGGACAACAAUAAUAUCCCUCCCUUCAUUGAUCCGCCUAUUCCGCAGGAAGGAGAGUUACAUAAUGAAGAUCAACGUCCGAUAUAUCGAGAAGCGGCAGAAAACUUGGUCAAUAAUCCACGAAUUGGCGAACCCGAGGAUCUAGCAAGGGACAUACAGGCACCGGCUCCUCCCGGACCGCCUCUUCCAAUCAGGGACGAGCUCGGCGUGGACGGUGGACAGGCGAAUGCCGCGGGUGGCGAGCGCUGGGCGAGAGGACACGCGGUACAGGCGCAUGUGGUAGGGCAGGCGCAGGGUGAGGCUGAGGAGGCUAAUUGGAAUCCUAUGGAGUGGGACAGACCAGCUGAAGAGCUAACCUGGGAACGUCUCUUAGGAUUGGACGGGUCUCUUGUCUUUCUUGAACAUGUCUUCUGGGUCGUGUCCCUAAACACCUUGUUUAUCAUGGUGUUCGCCUUUUGCCCGUAUCACAUCGGCCAUUUUACGAUAGCGGGACUGGGCCUGCAGGAGCACGCGGCCGCAUCGCACUUCGAGGGCCUGGUGACCACGCUGUGCGGUUACUGCGUGAUCGGAGUUUGCCUGGUGGUUCUCCAUACUCUCGCCGCACUGUUAGGUUUCCAGCGCUCCCAGCGAAUCCUAGGGCUCUGCUACGUAAUUGUCAAGGUCUCCUUGCUCUCUGUCGUGGAGAUCGGCGUACUUCCAUUAGUCUGCGGCUGGUGGUUGGACAUCUGUUCGUUGGCGAUGUUCGACGCUACGCUCAGAGAUAGAGAAUCCUCAUUCAGACUCGCUCCCGGCACGUCUAUGUUCAUCCAUUGGCUGGUGGGGAUGGUUUACAUAUAUUAUUUCGCGUCGUUCAUCCUCCUCUUGCGCGAGGUCCUGCGCCCCGGGGUUCUCUGGUUCCUGCGAAAUCUGAACGAUCCUGAUUUUUCUCCUAUACAAGAAAUGAUACAUCUUCCCAUAUUGCGACACGUACGUCGACUGGUCGCGUCCGCGAUUAUAUUCGGCACGGCAAUCUUGCUGAUGUUGUGGCUGCCAGUGAAAAUCCUGAGAUGGGCAUGGCCAGGAUUUUUACCCUACACCGUCACCGUACAAAGCGAGGCCCAGGUCAGCGAGCUUUCGUUGGAGUUGCUUCUGUUGCAAGUGAUCCUCCCCGCGUUAUUGGAGCAGUCGCACACGCGCACAUGGCUGAAAGCUCUAGUGAGAGCGUGGUGUCGCGUGGUAGCGUGGAUGCUGGACCUGCAGUCGUAUCUUCUGCGGGAUCAGACGGACGAUCCGGGACCAGCGGUGAUCGAGGAGCCGCAACAUCCGGACUUGGGCGCCGCGCAUCAAGCGCUGCUGCAAAGGGAGGGACCCACGGGAUUUCAACCUUAUGUCAGACCGCGAUGGUUCCCUGCGAGAUUGGUCGGGCUUCUGUUUUGCGUCUGCGUGUCCCUCGUGAUCGCCAGUCUAGUCGCUAUGACGCUGCCCGUGUGGCUCGGACGCAGAGUGAUGGCAUUAUGGAUGGUAGGGGCUCCCGCUCCGUCGCCGCCCGUGUUACCGCCCACAUUAACCGGAUCCGACGGUGGCGAAACUGUUGGUCCUCUAUCCGGAAGAGUACACGAAGUAUAUACGAUAGCCUGCGGGACGUACGUAUGUUGGGCCGCAGCUCGAGGCUUGGCGUUGGCGUUCUCCUGGCUACCCCGCGGCCGCAGAGCCAUCAUAGACAGGAUCAAACAUUGGGCGAUCUUGGCCGUGAAAGCCUCUGUGGCGUUUGUGCUGUUCGUCGGGGUUAUACCGCUCCUGUUCGGUCUUCUUCUCGAGUUAGUAGUGGUGGUCCCAUUGCGUGUCCCGUUAGAACAAAAUCCCAUUUUAUUCAUCUGGCAAGAUUGGGCCUUGGGCGUGCUGUACACGAAGAUAGCUACCGCCGUAACGAUGAUGGGACCGGAUUGGCGAAUACGUCUCGCCAUCGAGCGGGCGUACAACGAGGGAAUAAGGGAAAUGGAUUUGAAGUUUGUCAUCAGGAAAUUAGCGGCUCCCGUUAUAUGUUGCUUCGGCCUCGCCCUUGCGAUUCCUUAUGCCGUGGCCUACGGAAUAGUUCCACUACUCGUGACUAAUCUGCAGACCCAGAUUCUUAUCGCCAGACGUCUAUAUCCUUUCCUUCUUUUAAUAAGUCUGGUCUGCGCAGUGAUUUGCUUUCAGAUACGCCAGUUCAAGAAGCUGUACGAGCAUAUUAAGAACGACAAGUAUCUUGUGGGGCAAAGGCUCGUGAAUUAUGAGCAUCGUAACAAAUCGCAAACCCAGCAGCAUCAAUCGCAGAGAUCGAGCUAACGAUGUCAGUAGGCAUAACAUUGUUACGGGCGGAAAACGGAUUAGAAUUAGCUUCGUGUACAUUCUUUAAUAAAUACUUACUGAUUGAUAAUUUAUAUUAUAUAUAUACAUAUAUAUACAUAUAUAUAGUCAUGGUUUUAUUUUUAAUAUUAUAAUUUAUUGAUGUAAAGCGAUACCGAAUAAAUCGAAGACUGUUAUCCAGUGUCGCUUUUCAAUCCGAUGCUUCAUAGUUUUUAACAUCAUAUGUACAUCAGUCUUGAUUAACAAGUAAUGAACAAGAUUUCAAUCUCAUCAUUUGCAGCAACGAAGGAUGACUAUGGUCAUAGAACUGUGGUAAACAUGUUGAGAAAUACAAUUUUAUUCUCUGCUAGACAACUUGGAAAUUCUGAUGUAGUCCGAUCUGUGCCUAUUCUAUCAUUUCUUAACGUAGCUGUAUUUUUAAUGUCGCUAACAUGUUAUUACGUAAAUAUAAAAACUGUUAUAAAAUUGCGUAAAACAAAGGUAACAUUAAGCGAUCGAGAUCGUUAGGAAGUCAUAGAAUAGACAGAAAGUAUAAGCUAAAUGUUACAGACAUAAAUGCACGGAAUAACAUCUCUCGAUAAUUCUUUUAGAUCUUAGCAAGAAGGAUUAAGAGAAAAAAAAAGGAAAUAUGAAAGUACAUUGUGGUUAUUGUUAUCUAAUAUAGAACAUAACUUCGAUCUCUAUGUAAUAGAAUUAUGUAAAUCUGUAUACAUUUGAUUUGCGGCUGGAUUUGAUGUAAUCAAAUAUUUUUACUAUAGCCUCAAAUAUUUGCAAAUCUCAAUUAAAGUUUCGUAUACGGGUUGUACCUAA